AAGAAGAAGACGUGACGUGUCAACGAAGUGCCGGAAGUUUUCACUUGGUUGAAAAUGGCUUAUCAAACAUUACAGCAGGAAUAUUUACAAAUUCCUAUUGUUACCAGGGCAUAUACGACCGCGUGUGUCCUCACAACUGCUGCAGUGCAACUAGAGAUCAUCACACCAUUUCAGCUAUACUUUAACCCGGAUUUGAUUCUAAGGAAUUACCAAGUAUGGCGAAUAAUAACCAACUUCCUGUUUUUUGGUCCAGUUGGCUUCAAUUUCCUCUUCAAUAUGAUUUUUCUGUACAGAUACUGUCGUAUGCUGGAGGAGGGCUCUUUCAGGGGACGCACAGCUGACUUUGUCUUCAUGUUCCUCUUUGGUGGUCUUCUGAUGACUAUAUUUGGGACCUUUGUGAGUCUGGUGUUCCUGGGACAAGCUUUCACCAUCAUGCUGGUAUAUGUGUGGAGCCGACGAAACCCAAACGUUCGCAUGAACUUCUUUGGCCUCUUGAAUUUCCAGGCACCCUUUCUUCCAUGGGUGCUAAUGGGAUUCUCACUUCUACUUGGCAACUCCAUCAUUGUGGAUCUUUUAGGAAUCGCCGUAGGUCAUGUGUACUUUUUCCUGGAGGAUGUUUUCCCCAACCAGCCAGGUGGUGGUAGGUGGCUCAAGACCCCAUCUAUUAUAAAGAUGUUAUUCGACACUCCAGAGGAAGAUGCCAACUAUAACCCACUACCCGAGGAGCGCCCAGGAGGUUUUGCCUGGGGAGAGGGACAGCGCCUUGGUGGUUAAAUGUGGUCAGAGAUCAUCCCUGAUUGUCAGGUCACUUCAAGGACAUUCUCUCUGAGAAAUAAAGGGAACAAACAUGGUCUUUGCUUUUGACAUGUUUGUUAAGUUCUGGGUGAAAAAUGCCAAACAACCAGAGUCGUUUUGGAGAUAAGUUUGUUGUCUUUUGAUAUGGGCUAAAUCAUCCUCAGAAACUCUUCUUGGUGCCAGAUCAUUGCUCUAAAACUAUUGGAGAGAACACAAGCUUUGUGAUGAACUUUGGACAGUGAGCCUUUGGGCACAGCAGAUGUUUGUCUUCAUCUCAGAUAAAACAUUGAUAUGUACAACUACUGUCACAUGAAAGAGGAAAAACUGCAGCAGAAAAUUAUCACAAAUCUUUUGGUCAGAUUGCAAGUGCAUUGCUUUUUUGUUUUACUUUUUUUAAUGAGUGAAUAAUGUGAUGAGUGUGGUGAAUGAUUGUUUUAAUUUGUUUAGAAAAUAGUGGUAUUGCAUAAAUCCAAAUACUUCUCUCUGCAAAUGGCGUCAGACAAUUUGAUGUAAACGUUAUGUUCUCGUGACUUAACUCUAAAGCAGGUCAUUUUAGACGGAUGAAGACUGAACUGCUCAGUAUUUCCUAUACUUUCAGUUAUAGUUAUGUUGUCAGAGAUGUGCCCUUUUUUAUUUUAUUGACACUGAUACUUAAAGGUCCAAUGUGUAAAAUUUAGGUGGAUUAGAUUCAUUUGGCAGACAUUGAAGAUAAAUAAAUGAUACUUAAUUUUUUAAGUGUAUAAUUACCUGAUUGUAUGAAUCGUUGUUUUUCAUUUGCCCAAAAUGAGUGUCGUCAGCUCUAUGGAGGCUGCCAUUUUUGUCCAAUAUGUGUUUAUAAUAGCCUACAAUGGACAAACUAACCGUCUUUUGAGUUUUGAUGCUAACUGAUGGCUAUGUAGGUUCUCCAAUACACUUGGAAAGGAAGGAUGAGAUGAGGGAUAUCCAGCUCUAACAAGCAACUUCAACUAAUGUUGCUAAAUUUUACACACUGUACCUUUAAAUCAAAGCUGUAUUGAGACAUGUAAUACACAAACUACUUUCCAAA
Molecule: messenger RNA, 1840 nt
Organism: Solea senegalensis (Senegalese sole)
Lineage: Eukaryota; Metazoa; Chordata; Actinopteri; Pleuronectiformes; Soleidae
Gene: derl2
Product: derlin 2
Exons: 7
Coding region: 55-774 (239 amino acids)
Biological process (GO): endoplasmic reticulum unfolded protein response
Cellular component (GO): endoplasmic reticulum membrane; Hrd1p ubiquitin ligase ERAD-L complex
Molecular function (GO): ubiquitin-specific protease binding; misfolded protein binding
Source: RefSeq, a predicted model, not a curated record